Messenger RNA from Botrytis porri, 288 nucleotides. RefSeq lists its product as uncharacterized. The record is from RefSeq and is a predicted model, not a curated record. The transcript is spliced from 2 exons. NCBI's taxonomy places the organism in Eukaryota, Fungi, Ascomycota, Leotiomycetes, Helotiales, Sclerotiniaceae. The coding region runs from base 1 to 288 and encodes 95 amino acids.
AUGGCCAUAUCACUGGGCCUACGCGUCUUGUACGUCUUAGAUAAACAUCUGAAUGGAAAGGAAUGGCUAGUCGGUGAUAAGUGUACAUAUGCCGAUUUGGCCUUUAUUCCCUGGGACAUGGGCAUCCCGUGGAUUUUUAACGAUCGCGCCGGAGAAUUGGAUAUCGAGAAGGAGUAUCCGCACUUCUGGAAGUGGCAUUCGAAGAUGAUGGAGAGACCUUCUGUGGAGAAGAUUAUUAGGGAUAAGGAGGAGGCGUUGAGGAAGAAGGAGGCUGCUGUGAGUGCCUAA